Messenger RNA from Pseudomyrmex gracilis, 3140 nucleotides. It is a transcript of the gene d4, whose product is annotated as zinc finger protein DPF3-like. The record is from RefSeq and is a predicted model, not a curated record. Gene Ontology annotation, biological process: nervous system development. NCBI's taxonomy places the organism in Eukaryota, Metazoa, Arthropoda, Insecta, Hymenoptera, Formicidae. The transcript has 9 exons. Gene Ontology annotation, cellular component: nBAF complex. The coding region runs from base 60 to 1637 and encodes 525 amino acids.
AGGAGAAGGAACAUCAAGGUCGGGCCUGUCAAGUGGUGGGAGAUAGAAAUUGUACAAAGAUGACGGCGGUAGCUAUUUCUCCGGCAAUGUCUCAUAACAAUAACGGCAUAAUACAAGUAGUAAAUGAAAGUAAUUUAAGUAAGAUAGAGAGCUUUCUCAACGACCAGGCUUACAGAGAAGCCAUUGAAAAUUCUUCAAGCUACAACAGCCGACUAUGCAGGGAACGACGUCUUCGCAUGCCUUUUCUCGACUCCCAAACAGGAGUUGCACAAAAUCACUCUGCACUUUUCAUGUCUUCAAGAGAAAGAUUACCAGGUUUAUUGCAUGGUCAAAUUUAUACUUAUCCCAGUAAAAGAUGGCGGAAAAAACGACGGCAAUAUUUAAUGCAUUAUCUACAUCCAAAACGAGGACCAAGAGGUGACACAGAAGAUGGAACAGAAGGUGUAGAAGCUAUUACACAUGUAAAUGAUGAUAGCAAAGAUUCAGUAGGUCUUAAAGAUGAACACAGUAAAGAUGCCUGGUAUUAUGAUGAGCAGGACAUGUUAGACAUGGACGCUUAUGACGAACCUGAUCCUGAUAGUGAUUAUGAUUAUGAGGAAAGCUAUAGUAGUAAACGAAAACGCAGAAAAACACGUGGUGGUGGUCAUCAUCCUGCACGUAGUCAUCCACCUACCACAGAUAGUCCAAGCGGCAAACGAGCCAAGGGUGGGGGACGUGGGCGAAAAAAAGCCAACUACGAUACUACCAUUGACUCUGAUAAACCAUUCGUUUGUGACCUAUGCAGCGCACGGUAUAAGACCAGACCUGGUCUGGUCUACCAUUACGGUCAUUCCCACUCUACUUCCUCUGGUGAUCCUGCUAAGGAACUAAGUCCCAGUCCUGCCGAAGUUGAACCUAGGAGCGUUGCAGACACCGCUGCUUCGAACCAGCCAGGUGGUACGCGUCGGGGUCGUCAGAGCGCUACUUCCUCGAGUACCUCAAGCCCGUCGCCGGCUGCGCCCACCGCGGCUGCGACUCCCGCUGGAGCGGCACCGCAAUCCCAACAACAGUCGUCGCAACAGCAACAACUCCCACCUACGGUGCAGACCCCCAGUAGCGUCGCACCACUAUCACCAACAGUGCCAACGCCUAAGGAAGAUCAUCUUCCGGCCGCAUCCUCACCCGGUGGCACUGCUGUUCCUUCGCUCUCCACCGCAGAGAACGCUGCGGUAACCACAGGAGGACCACCCACACCCGGAGGCGGAUCGUCAAACUCCGGCGAAAAGAAGGCCGGCGGCAAGUCUUCCGCACAGCCGUCACCCUACUGCGACUUCUGCCUAGGUGACGCACGCGAGAACAAGAAGACCGGUGGUUCCGAGGAGCUGAUGUCGUGCAGCGACUGCGGCCGCUCAGGACAUCCCACAUGUUUGCAAUUCACUGCGAACAUGAUCGUUUCUGUUCGCAAGUACAGGUGGCAGUGCAUCGAAUGCAAAUGCUGCUCCAUAUGCGGCACCUCUGACAACGAUGAUCAGCUGCUGUUCUGUGACGAUUGUGAUCGUGGAUAUCACAUGUAUUGUCUGUCACCGCCACUCGCAUCGCCACCGGAGGGCUCUUGGUCUUGCCGCCUGUGCAUUGCCGAAUUUCACCGACGUGAUUAAAUUUCCAAUCACUUUCAUGGAUAGAUCACGGAGUUAUCCAUUGUUGCAGCGCAGCUCUUAUUAGGAGAAUUAGGAGAGUAUUCACACGAGAGCUCACACUCGUAUAGUAUUAUGUGGCGUAUUGUACCAGCAAAUUUUUCGAGACACACACACAAAACAAAGAAAGUCAACUUUGCAUCGAUUGCUAUUUAUUACGAAAUUUGCAUUGAUCAUUACUUCCCCCUCUCCCCUGUUAAUUAAAUUAUGUUAAUAAUAACGAUAACAAUAAUAAUAUUAAUAAUUAGAAGAGAAUAUACAUUUAUAUAAUAGCAUUAUUAUAUUAGGAUAUCUCAGGCACUGGUGAUCUCAACGAGAUAAAGAUAUGUAAGGGAAAUAUGUAUUUAUAAUUUAAAACGAAAUAGCUUCUACGAGAAAUAGAUGUAUAAAGAUAUGUCGUAAUUCAUAACCGACUGUUAGCGAAGUUCCGUGUGGAGCAGACAAAGAGAUUAAUAAUUUUAAAGACAAAGACGGAGUUCGAUUUACCGACGAUGUUAGAUUUUACAUUCGUACUGAACACAAAGUGUAUUUUUUGCUCAUUUUAGAAACUGACAUAUACAUAAAAAAAAAAAAAACAAAUAUAUAUAUAUAUAUAUACUCUUUACAGCGAUAUUACUAACAUAAAACGAAUGAUAGAGACGUAGUCCAAGGUCGCUAAAUAGGACAAUACUCUCCUAGUUCUAGACUUACUCUACUCUUAGUCAAUCAUAAUGAAACUUUUAUAUAAAAUUCAAUUGCUUUCGGAAAGUUUGUAAAUUGCUUAAAUUUGUCGAAAUUUUGACGAUCUCCACUUUUCACUUUUCUUAAUCCCUCGCUAUCGACUUGGCUCGGAUAAAAAAAAGUUUUUAUAAGAAAAGAUACGGAGAGAAAUGAAAAAAAUUCAUAUUCUAGGAAAUCAUAAUAUUAAUAGUAUUUGUUCCAUGAAUAGUAAUAGUAAUUAUCUGUUUCUCUGUAUGUAUAUCAUGAUACUAAAAAGCUUUUACACUUAAUGACAUAACUAUUAGUAGCGGCAUAGCUGUCAUAUACGGAGACUUGCAGAAAGAUUAUAUUCUACAUGUUCUUUGUCAUUUAGCUCAGUAUUUUUGUAUUUUAUACAUAUACAUAUAUAUAUUAUAUAAACACACUUUUGAAUGUACUUAAUUUAAGAAACUAUGGUGAUAUUUGGUAUUUGUUACUUGUAAAAUCUUGUUUUAACUUGAUGCUUUUAAGACCAUCUAAUUGUAUUAGUGUUAGACAUCACUCGAAUUCGCUGACUUUUAUCUUUUACGGUUUUUUUUAUUUUUUAUUUUUUAUUGAAUUGAUGGAUUUACAUUUUAUAUCGCUUAUUAUUUUUAACAUGUAUGCAAAUUUCAAUAAACAUUAGUUUAUACAAACCGGAUAAGUUUAGAACAGUCUAUUACGCGCGUGUGCCAUUAUAUAUAAUUUUCAACUACAGAAGACAGAGAGAGAAAGAGUGAAAAAAAAAAA